AUGGCUGCUGCUGCUGCUGCUUCUUCUUCGCCUUCUCAGGGGCGCUAUGAUGUGUUCCUGAGCUUUAGAGGGGAAGAUACCCGCAAUAACUUCACUGCCCAUCUCUGUGAGGAGUUGCGCACCAAAGGAAUCAACACUUUCAUAGACGAGGAGAAGCUCGAGAGAGGGCAAGCCGUAUCUGCUGCACUUGUUUCUGCUAUUGAAAACUCCAUGUUUUCUAUCAUUGUUUUAUCAGAAAAUUAUGCAUCUUCUAGAUGGUGUUUAGAGGAGCUGGUGAAGAUAAUACAGUGCAUGAAAAACAGCGGACACAGGGUUCUCCCAAUUUUCUACAACGUCGAUCCCUCGGAUGUGAGAAAUCACAUGGGAAAAUUUGGAGAAGCCUUGGCUAAACAUGAAGAGAAUUCCAAGGAGGUUAUGGAGAGGGUGCAGAUUUGGAAGGAUGCUCUCACUCAAGUCACCAAUUUCUCUGGUUGGGAUUCAAGGAAUAAGAAUGAGUCUCUAUUGAUCAAGCAAAUUGUCAAAGAUAUUUUGAAUAAAUUGUUAUCUACAUCCGGUAGUGAUACUGAGAAUCUAGUUGGAAUAGAUGCUCGCAUACAAGAAAUGGAAACCUUAUUAUGUUUGGCGUCAGAUGAUGUUCGAAUGGUAGGAAUAUGGGGCAUGGGUGGAAUAGGGAAAACAACCCUUGUCAGAGCUGUUUAUAGUCGAAUCUCCUAUCAAUUUGAAGGUUGCUCCUUUCUUGAAAAUGUUGCAGAGGAUUUAAAAAAGAAGGGCUUAAUUGGGUUGCAAGAGAAACUUCUUUCUCAUCUAUUAGAGGAAGAAAAUCUAAAUAUGAAAGAACUCACAUCUAUAAAGGCAAGGCUCUACUCAAAAAAGGUCCUUAUUAUUCUCGAUAACGUGAAUGAUCCAACAAUAUUGGAAUGCUUAAUUGGAAAUCGGGAUUGGUUUGAUCGAGGAAGUAGAAUUAUUAUAACGACUAGGGAUAAACGUUUAUUACUUUCACAUAAAGUCAAUCUUUAUAAGGUUCAUAAAUUCAAUGAUGAUGAAGCUCUUGAGUUCCUUGCACGUUAUUCACUAAAACAAGAACUCCUUCGAGAAGAUUUCCUAGAGAUUUCAAGAGCUGUAAUAUGUUAUGCUCAAGGCCUUCCAUUGGCUCUUACGGUUUUGGGUUCUUUUUUAUUUAGCAUGAGCAAAGAAGAAUGGAGAGAUCAAUUAGACAAAUUAAAAAGUAUUCCUAAUAUGAAAAUUCAUGAAGUUCUUAAAAUAAGUUAUGAUGGGCUAGAUUUUGAGGAGAAGAAUAUAUUUUUGGAUAUUGCAUGUUUCCUUAAAGGAGAGGAUAAAAAUUACGUUAAGGAAAUACUAGACUAUUGUGGCUUCUUCUCAGUUAGUGGUAUACGAGCUCUCGCUGAUAAGUCACUCAUAAGUUUUUUUCACAAUAGGAUAAUGAUGCAUGACUUAAUACAAGAAAUGGGUAUGGAAAUUGUUCGCCAAGAAUCUCAUAAUCCCGGCCAGCGUAGUAGAUUGUGGCUCCAUAAAGAUAUCAACGAUGCAUUGAAAAAAAACACGGAAAAUGAAAAAAUUGAAGGCAUAUUCCUCGACUUGUCUCAUUCACAAGAGAUAAUAGACUCCAGUACUCAAGCCUUCCCAAGGAUGUAUAAACUAAGAUUGCUCAAAGUCUAUGAAUCUAACAAAAUUUCAAGAAACUUUGGAGAUACCUUAAAUAAGGAGAAUUGUAAAGUGCAUUUUUCUCCAAACUUAAGAUUUUGUUACGACGAAUUGAGGUACUUAUAUUUGUAUGGAUACUCUUUGAAAUCAUUGGACAAUGAUUUCAAUGCAAAGAAUCUUGUUCACCUCAGCAUGCAUUACAGUCACAUUAAACGACUUUGGAAAGGAAUCAAGGUUCUUGAAAAGUUAAAAGUCAUGGAUCUCAGUCACUCCAAGUCCUUAAUAGAAACCCCAGAUUUCUCAAGAGUCCCCAACCUUGAACGAUUGGUUCUCGAAGGUUGUAUAUCUUUGCAUAAGGUACAUCCGUCUCUUGGAGUUUUGAAUAAACUCAAUUUCUUGAGUUUGAAAAAUUGUGAAAAGCUCAAAAGUCUUCCAAGCAGCAUGUGUGAUUUGAAAUCCCUCGAAACAUUUAUUCUUUCUGGUUGUUCGAGACUCGAUGAUUUUCCUGAGAACUUUGGGAACUUAGAAAUGUUAAAGGAACUUCACGCAGAUGGUAUUCCUGUAAGAGUACUACCCUCCUCUUUUUCGCUCUUGAGAAACCUUGAAAUAUUAUCCUUUAAGGGAUGUAGAGGACCCCCAUCUACCUCAUGGUUGUUGCCAAGAAGAAGUUCAAGUUCUACUGGUUCCAUAUUGCAUCAUUUGUCAGGUUUAUAUUCUUUAACAAGGCUAAACCUAGGUUAUUGUAAUUUAUCAGAUGAAACAAACCUUAGUAGUCUUUGCCUCUUAUCUUCAUUGGAAGUGUUAGAUCUAUCUGGGAACAACUUUGUUACUUUGCCAAACAUCAGGGACUUUCUAGCCUAG
Molecule: messenger RNA, 2523 nt
Organism: Vitis riparia (riverbank grape)
Lineage: Eukaryota; Viridiplantae; Streptophyta; Magnoliopsida; Vitales; Vitaceae
Product: disease resistance protein RPV1-like
Exons: 4
Coding region: 1-2523 (840 amino acids)
Biological process (GO): defense response; signal transduction
Molecular function (GO): ADP binding; protein binding
Source: RefSeq, a predicted model, not a curated record